GGAGGUCGGCUGAUGUGAGUGGUGCUGUGAUUGUGGUGCUGAUUGUUUUUUUGACUGGAUCAGUAAGUUUUUGUUUUGUUUUUUGGGGUGUGAGGAGUCCCUGCGCCAUCAUGAACCCGCCCUGUGGAAGAUGCAGCAAACCAGUUUACCCAACAGAAAAAAUAAACUGCCUUGAUAAGAACUGGCACAAAGGUUGCUUCAGCUGUGAGGUAUGCAAGAUGGCCCUGAGCAUGAACAACUACAAAGGCUUUGAGAAGAAACCUUACUGCAGUAUGCAUUACCCCAAAACCUCCUUCACUAUAGUGACCGACACCCCCGAGAACCUGCGUCUCAAACAACAGACCAUGCUCAAUAGCCAGGCGCUCUAUAAGGAGGACUUUGAAAAGAGCAAGGGGAAAGGUUUCAGCGUGGUGGCCGACACUCCGGAGAUGCAGAGAGUGAAGAAGACCCAGGACCAGAUCAGUCACGCUCUUUACAAGGAGGACUUUGAAAAGAGCAAGGGGAAAGGUUUCAGUGUGGUGGUCGACACUCCGGAGAUGCAGAGAGUGAAGAAGACGCAAGACCAGAUCAGUAACAUUAAGUACCAUGAAGACUUUGAGAAGAGCAAGGUUCGAAGUGACGCACCUCCUCCUGAAAAUAGAAACUAUGAAGAUCAACCACCCAACCCUGAAAGAUUCAAUCAGCCAGCCGGCCAAAUUCGCCCUCCUGUUGCAGCACCGACCAGUGGAGGGAGGCGCUUCCAGGCCCUGUACAGCUACCAAGCGGCAGAAGGAGAUGAAGUCUCUCUGCAGGAGGGCGAUCUGAUCUUGGAUGUGGAGCCGAUAGACGAGGGAUGGGUGUUCGGAUGCAACCAGCGCACGGGGCAGCGGGGAAUGCUACCUGCCAACUACGUCCGACCUGUGUGAAACCCAUCAGCUGUCACCACCUACAAUAAGGCUUCUUCUAUAAUUUAACCUUUUGCAAACUAAACAAAAAAGCUAUUUAAAAAAAAAACCAAACCAUCCCUGCCUGGUUCUGCUUGUCAGAAGUUACUAAAAUAAGUAAAUUGGAAAGUGAUAUAAGUCUAAAGUGGGUGAAAUUUCACUAUAGGGAAGAACAAUAAUACUGAAACAUAUAUGUCAUAGAAACUCGUAAGAGAGAGCAAGACGGAGGAAAUGCAUUCAAAAAGCCAGCAAAGGUAACGAAUAAAGCUACAUUAUAUUUAAUUACACAUAAAUCUACUUAACACACUUAAAUUCGCCUUUCUCAGGUAAUGCUAAUGUUGGCAGCCCUGAGUUCAGUAUCCAGUCACUGUGUAAUGUCUAUCUGAAGAACUUUGCUUGUAAAGCCCAUAAAACUUUGUUAUAUUAUAGUAAGAAAAGAGACAAAUCAUUUAACUCAUUUGAUUAAA
This is a messenger RNA of Scomber scombrus (Atlantic mackerel), 1390 nucleotides long. RefSeq names its product LIM zinc-binding domain-containing Nebulette-like. NCBI's taxonomy places the organism in Eukaryota, Metazoa, Chordata, Actinopteri, Scombriformes, Scombridae. The transcript has 8 exons. Gene Ontology annotation, cellular component: focal adhesion. The coding region runs from base 111 to 905 and encodes 264 amino acids. The record is from RefSeq and is a predicted model, not a curated record. Gene Ontology annotation, molecular function: actin filament binding.